Molecule: messenger RNA, 4190 nt
Organism: Neofelis nebulosa (Clouded leopard)
Lineage: Eukaryota; Metazoa; Chordata; Mammalia; Carnivora; Felidae
Gene: NCAM2
Product: neural cell adhesion molecule 2
Exons: 16
Coding region: 121-2304 (727 amino acids)
Biological process (GO): cell adhesion
Cellular component (GO): membrane
Molecular function (GO): protein binding
Source: RefSeq, a predicted model, not a curated record
GGCUGGGGCACCCCGGGAGCGGCGGCGGCUCUAGCUGAGGCGGCCGUGGCAGCGGAAGGUUCUCUCUCCAGGGCUGGACUUAAUAACUUUGGAACUGUCCUCCAGUGUCACGUCCUGAACAUGAGCCUCCUCCUCUCCUUCUACCUGCUCGGGUUGCUUGUCAGUAGCGGGCAAGCUCUUCUUCAAGUGACAAUUUCACUUAGCAAAGUAGAGCUUAGCGUGGGUGAAUCUAAAUUCUUCACAUGUACAGCAAUUGGUGAACCUGAGAGUAUAGAUUGGUAUAAUCCUCAAGGGGAGAAGAUAAUUUCAACACAGAGGGUAGCAGUGCAAAAGGAAGGUGUUAGAUCACGAUUAACCAUCUACAACGCAAAUAUAGAGGAUGCAGGGAUAUAUCGUUGUCAAGCAACAGAUGCCAAAGGACAGACACAAGAAGCUACAGUUGUAUUGGAAAUUUACCAAAAACUCACUUUCAGAGAAGUGGUAUCUCCUCAAGAAUUCAAACAAGGGGAGGAUGCAGAAGUGGUUUGCCGAGUUAGCAGCUCACCUGCCCCUGCUGUCAGCUGGUUGUAUCAUAAUGAGGAAGUCACCGCUAUUUCCGACAAUCGCUUUGCUAUGCUAGCCAACAAUAAUCUGCAGAUUCUCAACAUCAAUAAAAGUGAUGAAGGUAUAUACAGGUGUGAAGGAAGAGUGGAAGCUAGGGGAGAAAUUGACUUCCGUGAUAUCAUCGUUAUUGUUAAUGUGCCGCCAGCGAUCACAAUGCCUCAGAAAUCCUUUAAUGCCACAGCAGAGAGAGGAGAAGAGAUGACAUUAUCCUGCAGGGCCUCUGGCUCUCCCGAACCCUCUAUCUCCUGGUACAGGAAUGGCAAGUUCAUUGAAGAAAAUGAAAAAUACGUAUUAAAAGGAAGCAAUACAGAACUCACUGUCAGGAACAUAAUUAAUAGUGAUGGGGGUCCUUAUAUCUGCAGGGCCACAAAUAAAGCAGGAGAAGAUGAAAAACAGGCAUUCCUCCAGGUCUUUGUACAGCCUCACAUAAUACAGCUUAAAAAUGAGACUACACAUGAGAACGGUGAAGUCACGCUUACAUGUGAAGCAGAAGGGGAGCCUAUUCCAGAAAUCACUUGGAAAAGAGCCGUAGAUGGCAUCACGUUUUCUGAAGGCGAUAAGAGCCCAGACGGCCGUAUCGAAGUCAAAGGGCAGCAUGGAAGCUCAUCACUGCACAUUAAAGAUGUGAAGUUGUCAGAUUCAGGGAGAUAUGACUGUGAAGCCGCAAGUAGGAUUGGAGGGCACCAAAAGAGCAUGUACCUUGAUAUUGAAUAUGCUCCCAAGUUUAUAUCAAACCAAACAAUUUAUUACUCUUGGGAAGGAAACCCGAUCAAUAUAAGCUGUGAUGUGAAAUCUAAUCCACCAGCAUCAGUCCUUUGGAGAAGAGAGAAAUUAGUCUUGCCAGCUAAAAACACCACUAAUUUAAAGACAUAUAGUGCAGGGAGAAAGAUGAUAUUAGAGAUUGCACCUACAUCUGACAAUGACUUUGGACGAUAUAAUUGCACAGCCACUAACCGUAUAGGAACAAGAUUUCAAGAAUAUAUUCUUGCUUUGGCUGAUGUGCCAUCCAGUCCCUAUGGAGUGAAGAUUAUAGAGCUGUCACAGACCACAGCCAAGGUUUCUUUCAACAAGCCGGACUCCCAUGGAGGUGUGCCCAUUCAUCACUAUCAGGUGGAUGUCAAAGAAGUGGCAUCAGAAACCUGGAAAAUAGUACGCUCCCAUGGAGUUCAAACAAUGGUUGUUUUGAGCAACCUGGAACCAAAUACAACUUAUGAAGUCAGGGUUGCAGCAGUAAAUGGAAAAGGGCAAGGAGACUACAGUAAAGUAGAAAUCUUCCAGACAUUACCAGUUCGUGAACCAAGUCCUCCAUCCAUACAUGGGCAGCCAAGCAGUGGGAAGAGCUUUAAACUCAGUAUCACCAAACAAGAUGAUGGAGGGGCUCCUAUUUUGGAAUACAUUGUAAAAUAUAGAAGUAAAGAUAAAGAAGAUCAGUGGCUAGAGAAAAAGGUUCAGGGAAAUAAAGACCACAUUAUUUUGGAGCAUCUACAGUGGACAAUGGGGUAUGAAGUUCAAAUUACAGCCGCCAACAGAUUGGGAUAUUCAGAACCGACAGUCUAUGAGUUCAGCAUGCCACCAAAGCCCAACAUUAUUAAAGAUAAAUGCUGUGAAGCGAAUAAAGGCGAAAAUGGAAGCCAGUCAUGGCAGCUGAAUGCUGCUGGGUUUUCUUUCAUUAUAGCCCUCAGUUUGUCUUGGAUGUUUUAAUGUUGCUGUUAUAUGAUAUUUCCUUUCAUGCCCCGCAAAUUUAAAAGGCUAAUCUCAUAUUAUGAUGAAAGUUUUUCUGUGGUCCGACUAAUUAUGCAUGUAUUUCACUCAUGAACAAUUAGCCUAUUUUCCCUUCCCCAAAUUGUCAACCUUUAAAGUAGAUAAUUUGUCAGAAAAUCACUGAAAGAAAUAGAAUCAGGAUUGUUUCUUCCAGGAUGCAGUUCAUUGCAUAACUUGCUUCAUUCUGAAGUUUCCUUUAGUUUCUAAAGUUGACCUUGUUAAAUAUCAUGUCACUCUUACUUGGAAUUUAAGCAUUUGCUACAUCUAAUCUUCUCUCAUUUGAUUAUUUUGCAAAAAUAAUUCAAAAUCCAUGACCAUACAUUGUAUUUUAUUAUGUAGAAUUGUGGAUCUUUUAUAUUGGUUUUAAUUGUUAUUCUUUUAAAUGUAAAUUUCCAACUUUAUGGACGUUUAUAAAAUUUCAUGGUGUUUACCAUUUAUAUACAACAAAAACUAAUAGCUUUUGUUAUAUUAGAUAUGUAUCCGUACUGUGUUGCCUAUUUUCAUUUUUUUUGACCUAAAAUAUCAUAAGAAAUAAAAAUGAAAUAGUUUUCUUCUUUUAAAUUUGAACACUAACUUUAAAAUAUCCAAUUUAGUAAUUUAAAUAUGAAUGUGUUUAAAAAGUUGCACUCUGUUCACUGGAUAUGGACUGUGCUAUGAGUUGGCAUCGAGUAUUGAUUUUCUCACAACAUAUAUGUAUACUUCUUUAUUACAACUUCCUGGACACAAAGAGUCAGUUUCUUUGUAAAGACCAGAGAGAGAAGCAAAUAUUUUAGCUCUUGCUUGCAAGAAGAUGAAAUUGAGAUGAGGAGGUGUUACUACAUUUUUCAGAGGAAGCUAUAUUUGAGGGAUUAUCACAAGCAAUGAUUUUAGUGUUCAAUUUUCAUUUAUUAUAAAAUGAGAAAAGUGUUUUGUGUUUUUCACUUCUAGCCACACCCUGCCUAGCAAGUGAUUCUUACUGUUCAUUCAGGACAAUUAGAAAGCAAGCAGGUUUAUGUAUAUGACAAGAGUGACCAUACUAAUGUGCGAAAUUAAAUUGUUGGAUUUUGGGCUUUGAGAUUCACUCAUCAAAAACUAUUUAUUUUGUUUCAUGAAAGUAUUCUUUUACUCCUUAAAACAAUAGCUACAGGACCUAUAAUGUAAGAUCUAAAGCUAGAUUUCUCUUUAGUAGUCUGUCAUUAUCUUUUCUAAACUCUUCUGUCUACUGCUGUCCUUUUUUCUUCUCACCUAGCAACAGACCUUUAGAAUGCAGGAGUAACCCAGCCACAGAUUAAACAUGCUUUUGCUUCCUUCCUUUCUCUUCCACUGAGACAAAGGAAUAUCCAGACUUAUGCAGUUUGGGGAAUGUUCUGUUUUUAAAAAGACCAUAGCCAACAUUUUAAAAUUAUUAAUUAACCAAUUAUAAGUGCAUAGUAUGUCUAUUUUUGGAGAAGAUAUGUAGAUUUGUUGGUUACUAAUAUGGAGAAAGCGCUAGGAAAGAAAAGAGUUCCAAUAACUCUUCGAGGAACAAUAUUUCCUGUUUACCAUAAUCUCACUGGACCUUUUCAAGAAGAUAAAUGUUUCCACAAGAAAGUCCGGUAGAAAUUAUUUAGGCUAGUAUAUGAUAUCAACAUAAUUUUGUGGAGAAUAUGGAAUAUGUCUUUCAUAAGAUAACAGAGUUGAUUUUUUUUAUUUAACAUUCUACGACUCAAAGUAACCAACAGUGGUAUGAAGAAUGCUCAAAGUCAAGUUUACAUGGUACCUAAAGUGAUAUUUUGACAGUUGAGAAAAGAAUUUAAAAUUAAAAAUUUAUUGUCUCAGCAUAAUUAUUUACACUUAUUAAAUUCUUC